GAUAAUACCGCUGCUUGCUGUAUCAAUCAAUGGAGAAGAUCUUGAAGAGUUUCCUCUCGAUUUUGAUGAAGAUGGACAACAAAGUACUGAAACACAACCGAACAGCGAAAUUAACAAAAUAAGUGGUAGCAGUUCCUCACUACAAACCCUGGAACAGCAGAGAAACGAUGUCAUGAAGAGAGUCGUAGCCAAUGCUAUGAAUAAACCAGGUGCUAAGCUCAGGUUAUCUCAGGUGAUGCCAAUCCUACGCACGAUGUCAGGUCCUCAGCGAUUGGCCCUUGCCGCCCUAGUCUCAGCCCAGGUGAUGGCCUCCCCCAGGGAGCCCCUCCCACCACCUCAUGACCCCGCGCACAAUGUGACGUCACAGCUGAUGCUGCCCAUCAGUCAGGACAUCGCCACCAUGUUCCGAGGGUUGGGGCGUGAAGAAGGGGUGGCCAGGAGGGGUGAUCAACAGGUCCAGCAGAGAAGUCGUCAGUCCUACAACGCCUUUAGCAACAAUGUUGUGCCCAACAGGAGGGAAGGACAUGUUCCAAACG
Messenger RNA from Nilaparvata lugens (brown planthopper), 536 nucleotides. Its product is annotated as neurotrophin 1-like. The transcript has 4 exons. Lineage: Eukaryota; Metazoa; Arthropoda; Insecta; Hemiptera; Delphacidae. The record is from RefSeq and is a predicted model, not a curated record. The annotation marks the transcript as partial.